Messenger RNA from Scophthalmus maximus (turbot), 1121 nucleotides. Its product is annotated as B2 bradykinin receptor-like. The transcript has a single exon. NCBI's taxonomy places the organism in Eukaryota, Metazoa, Chordata, Actinopteri, Pleuronectiformes, Scophthalmidae. Gene Ontology annotation, biological process: G protein-coupled receptor signaling pathway; smooth muscle contraction; neutrophil chemotaxis. The record is from RefSeq and is a predicted model, not a curated record. Gene Ontology annotation, cellular component: membrane. The coding region runs from base 1 to 1029 and encodes 342 amino acids. Gene Ontology annotation, molecular function: bradykinin receptor activity.
AUGGAGAAUGCCUCAAGAGCUGAGGUUGUCUGCAACCACACGGAUGCAUGGGACUGGGUUUACACCAUGCAGCCGGCCUACAUGUCCAUCAUCUGCUUUCUUGGAGUGAUCGGCAACUGCUUUGUGCUCUGCGUGUUCUGUCUCCAGAAGCGGCGCAGUUCUGUGCCGGACAUCUACUUGAGCAACCUGGCAGUGGCUGAUCUCCUCAUGGUUUCCUGUCUGCCGUUCUGGGUGGCAACCAUUCUUGAGAGGUUUAAUUGGAAGUUUGGGGAGCCCAUGUGUCAACUUGUCAAUAUGGUAAUUGGUAUGAAUUAUUACUGCAGUGUGCUGUUCCUUACACUCGUGAGCGUGGACAGAUACCUGGCCCUUACCAGACCACUGUCCCAAGGGAGGAAGAGAAGGGCCCUCUGGGCACGAGGGACUUGCUUCAGUAUCUGGAUUGCUGGAAUAUUGCUCAGCAUCCCUGCUAUCCUCUUCCGCUCUGUGCAGUUCUUCCCUCAUCUGGGCAUUAACGCAUGCUACCUAGAGUACCCUCAUGAAGGCUGGAGACUGCGCUACAACAUAACUGUUGGCAUAGUAGGCUUCAUUUUGCCUGUUCCCAUUGUAACCUUCUGCAGUUACAACAUCAUCAAAGCCAUCCAGAGCAGCCAGAAGUUGAGAAAAGGCAGCAGAGUAAACGUGGAGAGGAAAGCAGCGUACCUCGUCCUCGUUGUUCUGGCUGUGUUUAUUCUCUGCUGGCUGCCCUACCAGAUUCUCAUCGUCUUGGACACCCUGGACCAUUAUGAAGUCAUCUCUGGAUGUACGUGGGCCUAUGUGUUGGACAUUGGCAGCCAGUUAGCAACUUACCUUGGCUACAGUAACAGCUCAUUGAAUCCUUUCCUGUAUGUGAUUGUGGGGAAGCACUUUAAGCAGAGGGCAAGGGAAGUGUUUAGACUAAUGCUGUGCAGGAGGAAGCAGGGAUGGGGGAAGUCUCGUUAUUCCAGUCCCAAUCUUAACUCAACUAAAGAAACGGAUUGUACUGAACUCUAAAUCUCAUCUACACAAAAAGAGAUGAUUUGACUGUGUCAAAAAAUUCAAUAUGCUUAUUCACAUUUCAACAAUUUCCAAAACACAGAAUUUUU